This is a messenger RNA of Dipodomys ordii (Ord's kangaroo rat), 3151 nucleotides long. RefSeq names its product lysine (K)-specific demethylase 4A (gene Kdm4a). Gene Ontology annotation, cellular component: nucleus. Gene Ontology annotation, molecular function: histone H3K36 demethylase activity; histone H3K9 demethylase activity. Gene Ontology annotation, biological process: chromatin remodeling. The record is from RefSeq and is a predicted model, not a curated record. The transcript is spliced from 20 exons. The coding region runs from base 132 to 3050 and encodes 972 amino acids. NCBI's taxonomy places the organism in Eukaryota, Metazoa, Chordata, Mammalia, Rodentia, Heteromyidae.
UUCCUCCCAAAGAAUGGAAGCCAAGAGCAUCCUAUGAUGACAUUGAUGACUUGGUCAUUCCCGCACCCAUCCAGCAGCUGGUGACUGGACAGUCUGGCCUCUUCACCCAGUAUAACAUACAGAAGAAAGCCAUGACUGUUCGGGAGUUCAGAAAGAUUGCAAACAGUGAUAAGUAUUGUACCCCACGCUACAGUGAAUUUGAAGAGCUUGAGCGAAAGUACUGGAAAAACCUCACAUUCAAUCCUCCCAUUUAUGGCGCGGAUGUCAAUGGUACUCUCUAUGAAAAGCAUGUGGAUGAGUGGAAUAUUGGCCGGCUGAAGACAAUCCUGGACUUGGUGGAAAAGGAGAGUGGCAUCACUAUUGAAGGUGUGAAUACCCCAUACCUGUACUUUGGCAUGUGGAAGACAUCUUUUGCCUGGCAUACAGAAGACAUGGACCUCUACAGCAUCAACUAUCUGCACUUUGGGGAGCCCAAGUCCUGGUACUCUGUUCCACCCGAGCAUGGAAAACGGUUGGAGCGCCUUGCCAAAGGCUUUUUCCCAGGAAGUUCUCAAAGCUGUGAGGCUUUCCUCCGCCAUAAGAUGACCCUGAUUUCCCCUCUGAUGUUGAAGAAAUACGGCAUUCCCUUUGACAAGGUCACUCAAGAAGCUGGAGAAUUUAUGAUCACUUUUCCUUAUGGUUACCAUGCUGGGUUCAACCAUGGCUUCAAUUGUGCCGAGUCUACCAAUUUUGCUACCCGUCGGUGGAUUGAGUAUGGGAAGCAGGCUGUGUUGUGCUCCUGCAGGAAGGAUAUGGUGAAGAUCUCCAUGGAUGUGUUUGUGAGGCGGUUCCAGCCAGAAAGGUACAAACUUUGGAAAGCUGGGAAGGACAGCACAGUGAUUGAUCAUACUCUGCCCACGCCAGAAGCAGCCGAAUUUCUGAAGGAGAGUGAACUGUCCCCAAGAGCUGUGAAUGAGCAGUGCCCAGAGGAGGACAUGGAGGGGAUCGAGGAUGGAGAGGAGGGGGACCUGAAGAGAAGUCUGGCCAAGCAUCGUAUUGGGACAAAGAGGCACCGGGUUUGUCUCGAAAUACCACAGGAGGUGAGUCAGAGUGAACUCUUCCCCAAGGAGGAGUUGAGUUCUGGACAGUAUGAGAUGACAGAGUGCCAGGCUGCCCUCGCCCCAGUGAGGCCCACCCACAGCUCUGUGCGACAAGUGGAAGACGGCUUGCCCUUCCCAGAUUACUCUGACUCGACUGAAGUCAAAUUUGAAGAGCUCAAAAACGUCAAAUUAGAAGAGGAAGAUGAGGAAGAGGAACAAGAGGCAGCUGCCCUGGAUCUUUCUGUGAAUCCUGCUUCCAUAGGAGGACGUCUUGUCUUCUCCAGUUCCAAAAAGAAAUUUUCUUCUAGCAUGGGAUCCAGUUCUUCUCGAGAUUCUGCCUCUUCUGAUUCGGAAACCAGUGAUCCUCUUUCCUGCCAAGCUCAGGGGCAAACAGGAGUUCUCACCGUGCACAGCUACGCCAAAGGGGAUGGCAAAGUGACUAUGGGAGAGCCAUGCAUGAAGAAGAAAGCUGGUGCCCCCAGAAGUAUCAGUGAACAGGAGCUGGCCACGGUUGCUGAUCGGUACAUGUUUUCUCUGGAGGAGACUAAGAAGUCCAAGGGUCGCCGCCAGCCCUUAAGCAAGCUCCCACGCCAUCACCCACUUGUGUUGCAGGAGUGUGUCAGUGAUGAUGAGACCUCUGAACAGCUGACCCCUGAAGAGGAAGCUGAUGAGACAGAGGCCUGGGCCAAGCCCCUAAGUCAGCUGUGGCAGAACCGACCUCCAAACUUUGAAGCUGAGAAGGAAUUCAACGAGUUCAUGGCCCAGCAGGCUCCACACUGUGCCGUCUGCAUGAUCUUCCAAACUUACCAUCAGGUCGAGUUUGGAGGCCUGAGCCAGAACUGUGGAAACGCUUCCACAUCCGCUGCCCAAACACAAAGGACCAAGCCAUUGAUUCCAGAAAUGUGCUUCACCACAACCGGCUGCAGCACAGACAUCAACCUUUCUACUCCUUACCUGGAGGAAGAUGGCACCAGCAUGCUUGUCUCCUGCAAGAAGUGCAGUGUCCGGGUCCACGCCAGUUGCUAUGGGGUUCCCCCUACAAAGGCUUCUGAAGAGUGGAUGUGUUCCCGGUGUUCAGCCAAUGCCCUGGAAGAAGACUGCUGUUUAUGCUCAUUACGAGGAGGGGCCCUGCAGAGAGCAAAUGAUGACAGGUGGGUCCACGUUUCAUGUGCCGUGGCAAUUCUGGAAGCAAGGUUUGUCAACAUUGCUGAAAGAAGUCCUGUGGAUGUGAGCAAAAUCCCCCUACCUCGCUUCAAGCUGAAAUGUGUCUUCUGUAAGAAGCGAAGGAAAAGAAAUGCUGGCUGCUGUGUACAAUGCUCUCACGGCCGCUGUCCAACCGCUUUCCACGUGAGCUGUGCUCAGGCGGCUGGAGUGAUGAUGCAGCCUGACGACUGGCCUUUUGUGGUCUUCAUUACCUGCUUUCGGCACAAGAUUCCCAAUUUGGAGCGUGCCAAGGGGGCCUUGCAGAGCAUCACUGCAGGCCAGAAGGUCAUCAGCAAGCAUAAGAACGGGCGCUUCUACCAGUGUGAAGUGGUCACACUCACCACCGAGACCUUCUAUGAAGUCAACUUUGAUGAUGGCUCCUUCAGCGACAAUCUUUAUCCUGAGGACAUAGUGAGCCAGGACUGUCUCCAGUUGGGUCCUCCUGCUGAAGGGGAAGUGGUCCAAGUGAGAUGGACAGAUGGCCAAGUCUAUGGAGCCAAGUUUGUGGCAUCCCAUCCUAUCCAGAUGUAUCAGGUGGAAUUUGAGGAUGGCUCACAGCUUGUGGUAAAGAGAGAUGAUGUAUACACACUGGAUGAAGAACUCCCCAAGAGAGUGAAGUCCAGACUGUCAGUAGCCUCAGACAUGCGCUUCAAUGAGAUUUUCACAGAGAAAGAGGUUAAACAAGAAAAGAAACGGCAGCGUGUCAUCAACUCAAGAUACCGGGAAGAUUAUAUUGAGCCUGCACUGUACCGGGCUAUCAUGGAGUAGACACUUCCAGGGUCUAAGAGGUUCCCAGCACUCUGGGGUUCCACAACACAGCAGACACACGGAACUCAGAAGUCUCUAAAAAUGAAAUUGUAAAAAGAAAA